CAGAGGUGGAGUUCCAGUGAAGAAAUUCGAGCACAGCCGAGGGCUAUUCCUCUGUCCUGAGCAGUGAGAGCCUCCCCUGGACACAGGAUUGUCCGGGCCUUUAUUUGCACACAGUCAUGGGUCAGCUGUUCUCUUCAUCUAAGGAUGAUCGCCACAAUGAUUUGGCCUCCAGCUUUGCUGACUAUUUUAAGAAGUUUAAAACAGGAAACAAAAUCAUUCCUCAGGAAACCAUAGCUUCAAUUGAGUUAAGCCUGACACAAGGAAACAUUCAUGGAGCAAACUCUUCAAUCACUGAUGCAUUAAAAAAAAUUGACAGUAACCCACUCAAUGUUGCUUUGACCGGGGAGUCUGGAGCAGGGAAAUCUGCCCUCAUCAAUGCCCUGAGAGGGAUUGGGCAUGAAGAGAAAGACGCAGCUGAAAUUGGAGUGGUGGAAAAAACCAUGGAGAGACAUCCAUACAAUCACCCCAAUAUUCCCAAUGUGGUUUUUUGGGACCUGCCUGGGAUUGGAACCACAAAUUUCCCACCAAAAGAUUAUCUGGAGAAAAUGAAGUUCCAUGAGUAUGACUUCUUCAUUAUUGUUUCUGCCACACGCUUUAAGCAAAAUGAUAUAGACCUCGCCAAAGCAAUCAGCAUGAUGAAGAAGGAUUUCUACUUCGUGAGAACCAAGGUGGACUCUGACUUAAACAAUGAAAAGGAAUUCAAACCACGAACCUUUAACAGAGAAAAGGUCCUGCAGCAGAUCCGCACCAAUUGUGUGAAAACGUUUCAGGAGAAUAACAUUGAAGAACCACCAAUCUUCUUGAUCUCUAACAAAAAUUUGUCUGAUUAUGAUUUCCCAAUCCUGAUGGACAAGGUUAUGAGUGUUCUCCCUGUACACAAACGACAUGUUUUUAUGCUCUCCUUGCCUAAUAUUUCAGGUGCAGCCAUUGAAAAGAAGCAACAAUCCCUGAAACAGAGGAUUUGGCUGGAAGCCUUUACAACUGACCUCCUGAGAAUCAUCCCUUCCCUGACCCUCUUCAUGAGCAGUGAUGUGGAGAAUCUUGAGAAAAGCCUGAACUUCUAUCGAACUGUGUUUGGAGUGGAUGAUGCAUCCUUGCAGAGUUUGGCUAAGGACUGGCAAAUGUCAGUGGAUCAGCUCAAGGCAAAGAUGAAAUCUCCUAAUGUGUUCACAACUACAAAGAAAGAAACAGUACAAGAAAGGCUUUCAAGAUAUUAUGAGGAGUUCUGUUUGGCUAAUGGGCAUUUGUUUAAUAAGAAUGUUUAUGUUAAGGAAUUAUAUUGCCUAAAGUUAUAUUUCGUUGACAUGGUGACAGAUGAUGCUAAUGCUCUUCUCAAAGAGAUAUGUUCAAGAAACAACUUGGUUUCUGAUUAGGCUGAAAUCCUGUAGCUGUCAAACAUCAGAAUCAAUGACAGAAACACAGGACACUGAUAUUGCAAAACAACAUACUUAGUUUAUUCAUGCCAUCCAGGCUUUAUCCAUACUUAGUGUUCAUAUAUCCACAUUAGCUGUAGCAAGGGGAUCAAUCAGAUGUAUGUAAAUAAGCUGAGAUCUAAAAGCUAUCUACUCACUUUGAAUAAACCCUCAGAUGGAGUAAUUGCACACUUAUUUAAAUUAGUUUACUAUAAAGCAGCAUCCAUUUUUAAGUUUAACAUUGUGAUGGUUAUAGUUUUGAACAGACUUUAGAUCACAUGGGAGAUGAAACUCUGGACUUGAUUCGGGGAAUUAUUUUGCUUAUGUUAAUUGAUGUCGGGAGCCCUGCAUGCUACGGAUAGCAUCAUUCCCUAGCUAGUGUGUAUCUUUGAGUGUUUAUGUGGAGAGAGGUGCUAAUCAGCAGCAUGCUUUCAUUCAUCCAUUGCUCUCUGCUUUUUCACUGUGGGUAGAGUAGCACUAGCCGCCUCCAGCUGCUGCUGUGAAUUCUUGGUAAUGAUGGCCUCUGUAACCUUCAAUUUGAUACUUGUGUCCUUUCUUGAUAGCAGUACCCAAGGAAAAACCAUAACUGGGCUGGAGACAUGGCUUGGUAGAUAAAGAACUUACCUUACAAGUCUGAAUACCUCUGUUCAGAUCUCUAGAGCUCACAUAGAGCCAGCUAAGCAUCUGUAAUCACACACUCCUGUGGUGAGAUAGGAGGCAGAGACAGAGAAUCCUGGAAGCUCUGAGGCCAGCUCACCUGCCACAUGCAGCAGUGAAUAAGAGACCCUGACACAAGGAAGUGAAGGUAAAAGUCAACACCAAGGUUGUCCUUUGACCUCCGCACACAUGCCAUGUCAUGUUCAUGCCUGCAAUCACACGUGCAAAUGCACACAAACCAAAAGUUUAUUCUUCAGAAGAAGGAAGUUUUGGGGCAGUAGCUCAAUGGUAUCAUACUUGCCUAACAUGCUUGAGACCUCGGGUUCAAUCUCUAGCAUUCCAGAGAAAGGGUAAAAGGAGGGUGGAUAAAUGGCUCCGAGGUUAAGAACACUGGCUGUUCCUGCAGAGGACCCCGGUUCAAUUCCCACAUAACAGGACCCACAUAGUAGCUACAGUAGACUGUAUCUCCUGUUCCAGGGGAUCUGAUACCCUCUCCUAACCUAAACAGGGACCAGUCACAGAUGUGUUAAAAGAUAUACAUGCAAGGCAAACAUUCAUAAAAUAAAAGUAAGUAAAGAACAAAAUUUAAAUAUAUAUGUUUAAAUAAAGAGCUAACAUGUGCACAAGAGAAACAAUAACCAUAGAGAUUGCAAUAGUCUUAAUAAUACCUAAGAUUACUAAAUAUUCUAUUUAAUCAAAAUGCUUGAGAAAAUGUUAAAGAAGCUCUCUAAUUAUGUGCCAGAACCAGUGAAGAUGAAUAAAUUCCUCUACUUUAUAGAUUUUAAAUGCUGUGAUUACUAAAAUACUGAUUUACUCCAUAUCAAUAAAAACCAUUUAAUAAAUUCUUUUGUU
Messenger RNA from Peromyscus californicus insignis, 2921 nucleotides. Its product is annotated as interferon-inducible GTPase 1-like. Gene Ontology annotation, molecular function: GTP binding; GTPase activity. Gene Ontology annotation, biological process: defense response; cellular response to interferon-beta. Bases 117 to 1373 code for a protein of 418 amino acids. NCBI's taxonomy places the organism in Eukaryota, Metazoa, Chordata, Mammalia, Rodentia, Cricetidae. The record is from RefSeq and is a predicted model, not a curated record. The transcript has 2 exons. Gene Ontology annotation, cellular component: endoplasmic reticulum membrane.